AUGAAGAAGAUUGAAAUACCGAGUAUUUCAUACGGCCUAUCCGGAGCUAGAACCGACUUGGUUAUCAGGAUCAGACCGAGAAUUCCUCAAAUGGAUGGGGGGACAAGCAUUGUGAGUAGUUGGAUAAGCCAGUGUGAACGAGAGCAUACUCGAUGUCGGGUGGAAUGGUCGGAUCAACCCCUUAUGCGCAAGAUGAUCGAUAUAUCAUCUCGUAAAAUAGUCAACUGUCCUCCACGCUGCCGUUACAUUACCUUGAGCUACGUUUGGGGUGGCAUCAUCGAAGACGCUACAACGGUCACCAAAGCUCUCGGGUUAAGGUAUCUCUGGGUGGAUGCGCUGUUUGACCAGACCCCCAGCCCGGAAAAGAUCCAACAGUUAAGUAUAAUAAUGGAUAUCAUUUACAGCUGUUAUUGGGUAACCAUUGUCGCCCUUGAUGGCAACGAUGCUGACGCGAGACUUUGCGGAGAGGAGAUGGGUGUGGUAACGUAUUUCACACGGGCUUGGACCCUACAAGCAUAUUUUCUGUGUAGUCGCCGUAUUGACUUCGGAAAGUAUCAGAUCCAUUUUACCUGUAGUACUGCAAAAUACACCGAGUCAGUAGACGAGACUAUUGAUCCAGAAGGCAUUCAUAUUCUUGAUACAAAGAAGCUCAACCCCUUUCGAUCCCGACGCGAGUCUGCAGGUUCUACUUUCCAAGGAUUAGUCGAAGAAUAUACAAGCCGCAGAAUGACGAACUAUUCAGACUCCUCAAAUGCAUUCAGAGGUAUUCUGUCUUCUCUGCAAAGAACUUUACUGGCACAAGGAUUCGUUUGGAAUUUACCCCUAAAAGAGUUCCCGCAAUCCAUGCGAUGGUACCAUUUUCAAACUGUUAAGCCCCGCCGUCGUCCGGAUUUCCCAUCGUGGUCAUACCUCGGAUGGGAAGGCAAAGCAGCUAAUAACGAUAGGUUGGAUUUCGCAAUUGAGCCUGAGAGAACACCCGGACGACAUGAAGAGACUACCAAUAUGAUCUUAGGCUACGUUAGAAUCGAGGGCACCAUUUUGACCGUCGAUGGUGUGCUUGUAAGACUGGAGGUACGGAACGAGCCGUUCAACAACGCCUGCAUUCCCGGGACAGAUUUUCUUCUUGGCAUCUUGCAAGAAGGUAACUUUCUUCAUAAAAAUACUUUGCCUCAAGGUGUUUUUGACUUUUUGGUGGUUGAGAAAUUGUCCUUUCGAUACGCACCCGAUAGCAAUGUUCGUCACGUCGUGUAUAUGAUAAUGCUAGGUAGAAGGAAGUGCAGGGUCCUACAGCCGGCGUGCGAUGGUACGCUUGUUUGUUGA
Messenger RNA from Daldinia loculata, 1320 nucleotides. Its product is annotated as heterokaryon incompatibility protein-domain-containing protein. The transcript is spliced from 6 exons. Lineage: Eukaryota; Fungi; Ascomycota; Sordariomycetes; Xylariales; Hypoxylaceae. The coding region runs from base 1 to 1320 and encodes 439 amino acids. The record is from RefSeq and is a predicted model, not a curated record.